AGUCUUAAUCAUUUCUUAAAAUAUCCACCAUGUAGUUAUGUUCCACACUGAACUUUUGUGGACUCAAAUACAGCCUCCUCUACAGGGUUUCCCUAGACAAGAACUAUCCUCAGAAAUAAACGUCACACUGGGCGGGGUUUAUUCAGAGAAGCCAGGAAUAUUUAAGCUUAUUGGCUAGAUCUUGACCUCUCCAUGGAAAGUGAUUGAUCAUUCCCUGCUAAGCCCUCUCAGACAAGGUCAGGAAGUUCAAGAUAACGGCAAAUCAUGACCUAUUCUGCCAAAGGAGAGGGGUAAAUCCAUCUGGAGACUUUCCCAUUUGCCUCUUUGAUGACCAUAGAUGUCCUUCAGUUCUAGGAAGGUUUCAACAGUUAUCCAAUUAAAGGGUUAUCUCUCCUUUUAGGUGCCUAGUCUAUAGGGCUUUAGACUUUGUGCCGUCAUCAGCAGUCAAUACUGUCUUGGAGCAGCAAACUCCUCACAACUCAUACUCUAUAAACUGCAGCUACUGUUGGACUUCUGGAUUUGACAGGCCAAUUCUGCAUUUCAUUUAGAAAGAGGUUCUCUGAGGAGUUAUGGGUGCCCACGGAUCCAGCCUGGACGAAGUCUUGGCUGAGGACAUGCACCACUGGUACAACAAGUUCAUGAGGGAAUCGCCAUCAGGUCUCAUCACACUCUUUGAACUCAAGACCAUGCUACAGAUGCAGGGGAUGACUGAGGAAGCCAGCGGCUAUGUGGACCAAGUCUUCUUCACUUUUGACAUGGAUGGGGAUGGCUACAUAGAUUUUGUAGAAUACAUCGCAGCUGUAAGUCUGCUACUAAAAGGAGAGAUAAACCAGAAACUGAAGUGGUACUUCAAACUCUUUGAUCAGGAUGGAAAUGGCAAGAUUGACAGAGAUGAAAUGGAGACCAUAUUCAAAGCCAUCCAGGAUAUUACCCGGAGUUAUGACAUUCCUCCAGAUGAUAUUGUGACUCUGAUCUAUGAGAGAAUUGAUGUCAAUAAUGAAGGUGAGUUGACAUUGGAGGAGUUCAUCACAGGGGCUAAAGAACAUCCUGAUAUCAUGGAGAUGCUCACUAAGAUGAUGGACCUCACGCAUGUCCUGGAGAUCAUAGUCAAUGGGCAAAAAAAGAAGGAGUGACUGCCAAUUUCUGAUGCAUUGCACAAUAAAAGGAUCCCAUCCUGAUUAAAGAUUGACUCUGUGGCUUAAAAGCAUAAAACAUACUUGGUAGAGGGUGAAACCUGCUAGCAGUAUCUCUGUGAUUGUUUUCAUACACUUUUUCUCUGUUUCUGUGCCUCCAGAUAUCCAGUUAGCAGAGCUCUCUUACCCUUCUACUUUUAUCUGAAUCACCUUUACAAGUCUGAAAAUGUCAUUCUCACAGGCAGAAAUGAUACAAGAGGAGAUUAAUUAAUGGUAAUUAAUGGAUCAUUUGUCCUAUUUGCUGUGGUGUGAAGCAUGUUGUUAGCAAAUGAUAUGCUCUAUGAGCCGCUGCAUUUACAGUGCCCCUAAAAUGUAUAUGGACACUUAAGUCUCAAUUAAAAUGAAUCAAAAUGACAGGCACUUUUAAAUGUGACUUACUAAAGUAAUUUAAAUGUCCAAACACUGUUUAGUGAACACAGUGUAAAGAGGGACCAGUGUUAUAAAUAAUUUGUACAGUUUUUCUAUUGAUGUAUGUAAUCUUCAUUCUGACUUUUGAAAUUUUGUGCUAAAUUAUUUAGAAAACACUACCGUUCUAACUUGUAACCAUUGCCUUACAUAAAUAAAUGCAGUAUGCUGCACAUUUGGA
Carassius auratus (goldfish) is the source of this 1779-nucleotide messenger RNA. RefSeq names its product guanylyl cyclase-activating protein 1-like. The record is from RefSeq and is a predicted model, not a curated record. The transcript has 4 exons. NCBI's taxonomy places the organism in Eukaryota, Metazoa, Chordata, Actinopteri, Cypriniformes, Cyprinidae. Gene Ontology annotation, molecular function: calcium ion binding; calcium sensitive guanylate cyclase activator activity. Bases 570 to 1133 code for a protein of 187 amino acids.